This is a messenger RNA of Priceomyces carsonii, 2715 nucleotides long. RefSeq lists its product as uncharacterized. Lineage: Eukaryota; Fungi; Ascomycota; Pichiomycetes; Serinales; Debaryomycetaceae. The coding region runs from base 1 to 2715 and encodes 904 amino acids. The record is from RefSeq and is a predicted model, not a curated record. The transcript has a single exon. Gene Ontology annotation, molecular function: phosphatidylinositol binding.
AUGUCUUCUAAUAGCGAUUUAUUGGAAAAGUUAAGUCCAAUUCAAGAGCAUUACCUCAAGAAGUAUGUUUUAGAAAGACUUCUAUCACUUGAGCUCCAACAGCUCUCAAGUCCUGAUUGUUGUAGUUUGAUUGGUGAGCCGUUCAAGACGGACAAACCUCAAGAUGAUGAAACUUUACCACUAAUGAAGUUUUUUUUUCGUAAAUUUGUGAUCAAGUUCCCAUUGAUUACAAGUAAUUCAAAGGAGACACAAUUGGAGUUUUGGCAAACUGUUGUUCAGCCUUUUGUCGAGAGCUUUUAUCUGAAAGGAAUCAGUAAUUCAGAAGAAAGGCAGAGCAAGACGUCUAAAAGAAAGAAUGUCAAUAGGAAAUUGCUAUCUGGGAUGCUACUCUUCUAUAACUCGGUUUUAGUUACUCCAAAGGAUUUGGAGUACAUAAAACUAUCGACUUUAAAGUCGACUGAUGAGGGUAAGCUCAGCAAGCUUCAAAAAGACAGUAAUAAUGUACCUUCAUUUCAAGUGGGAAUGGACAAUUAUAGUAAAAUGAAGUUCAUCAAUGAUAUAAGUAUAAAUAUUGUAGCUGUUAGAAAGAUAGCAUCGCCUGCUACAGAAGCACCUAGCUAUUGGAGAUCAUUUAUAGUCAGUUCAAAACCAAAAAGACAACAUCAUUUUGAAUUCGUAAUUCAAAUAGUGAAGCGAGAUGAAGAACAUAACUCCUAUGACUCACAUUUUAUCAGCAGAGCUUACCAUGAUUUCAAGCAACUUGAGCAUGAUUUGAAGAAGGGGUUUCCAGGUUUAAUGUCGGCAAAAGUUCCUAGGCUACCACGUAAACCAAGAGGUGAUGAAGGAAUAAAUGAUCUGCAUGAAUUUACACUUUCAAGUGUUUCUUUGGAGGCCGUGGAAAGCUCUGAUACAAAUGAAACACACGAAUCGAAGCUGCUGAACUCCAAUAAAAAAUUGUUCAAAGAAAAGCUUCGAUUAUCAUUGAGAGGCUACUUGAAUGAUUUAAUCCAUCAUCGUGAAAUAACAAACUCGAAAAUAUUUAAUUCAUUCGUGUCGGAUCCCGAAUUAAGUUUUACUAAGCUCACAGAAUUGGACUUAGAAGACCAUGAGGCUAGGCUCGAAAAUGAGGAACACAUUUUGAGAACACAAUUUGAAUUCCAAACACAAACAUCUGAGAUUAUAUUGGGCUUGGCUUCAGAAUUUGAGAGCUUCAAAAAUAGUUUGAUAAUGAAACCAGAGACCCUCACUAAUUUGUUUGAUGAGCUUGGAAACUCGGUAGAUCUAGAAAACAGAUCACCUAUAUUGCGCUCUUUUAGUGAGUGGUGCAAGCUUGAAGUCGCAGCUACACUAUAUCAAAUGUUCUUGGCUAAUGAUAAUUCGAAUCAAUUUUUAGAGAAAUGUUUGAAAUUUCACAAGUUGUUUCCCUAUCGUAUGAUCUACGGCAUCCUUAGAUUCACAAAUCCGGGAAAAAUGUUAUCUAGAGUUCUCGAUUUGUUGUUUCUUAAUGUUCCUAGCUUACCAAAAUGGGGCUCUUCAGAAACUAAAAACUCGAGAUGCUUACUAUCCAUGAUAUUUGUAAUGUUGUUGGAUGAAGAUUUGAGUGAAUUUGAAAAAGAAUUUACUGUUUUACGAGAAAACCUUUCUCAAUAUCAGAUGCUCUUAGAAAAACUUGAUAACUAUACAGAAUGUGAUUACGACAUCCACAAUGAUAUCAUUGAAGAAUCUACAGCUCAAAAAGAAGACUUGCUUAUCACUAUUCUCAGUACUGAAUCGAUUCCACCUAUAGCUUCACCAGAAUCAAUAAAGAAAGUAUAUGAAUCUUUUAAAAACUUUGACAAAUUAGAAGAUACUAACGAUAUGAAAGGAUGUGAAUUGUAUUUGCAUCUUAAACAAUAUUGGCAAUUGAAGACCAGGCAAAAGGACAAAAAUCUCAUGAAACAACUUUGGCAAGAACCAGAGCUAGUAAAUUUAAUAAAGCAGUUUAUUACAAUUUUCUAUGAGCCGAUUAUUGCUGUUCUUGCUAAAUGUGAUAUUCAUUUAGCAUUCAAAGAAUUCCAAGAUUUUAUGAAUGAUUUGAUGGUUGAAUUAGUAAAACUAUCUAGCGGAGAAGUCUACUACUUAAGCUCAAUAGAAAUUUUUAACAGACUACGGGAAUUGAUAGACAGACACGAAUCGGUGUUCUGGAAUUUUAUCCAUAACAUAUACGUGAAAGACGAUCAAAACAUUUUCCGUAACAUUGUUGUAUGGAUAAAUAAACUUCUACAAGUUAUAAAGCUCAAAUUUGUGGAUCUCGAUUCCGUAUUAUUUAAAUUAGGAACUUCAAACUCAGUUGAUGAAGCUUUGUUUUUAAAGCAAUUGAGUGCAAGAAUUAGCUUGGUCACCGGUAGAAGGCGUCUUUUUAAGGAGUUUUUGGUAAAAGCAGCUAAUGGUAAAGACGAAAUUGAAAAAGAUUGGGAUAAGAAAAAUGAAGAAAUUUUUGGUGAAAUUGAAGGCGAAGACUUUGGCGUCGCUGGCGACGACAUAGAAGAAUUCAACUAUUUGAAUUCUGAAGAGAACAUGGAUACUGAAGAGCCGCGUGUAGAUCAAAUGCUCUUACGGGAAAAAUUACAUGACUUGGAGAAGGAAAACAGCAAAUUUGGAACAAGUGAAUUGGAUAAGUUUGCACCCGAUGCAAACAAGCAAUUGGUCGAACUUUUGAAAAAAAUAAAAGUUUAA